AAGUGCUAGCGACAAUUGUUUUCUUCAAGAUGAGGUAUUUGGUUAUAUCACUCCUGGUGUGCUGCAGUUUGCUGGUUGCCGAAACUCGUUUCGUUUGCCACUACACAACAUGGUCACGCGAUCGACCGGAUGAAGGUUCCUUUCAGAUCAAUGACAUCCCGGGCAACCUUUGUUCGCACGUCGUGUACAACUUUCUCGGUGUUAAUGAGACCUCGUACCAGCUGGAACUGCUACAACCGGAGUACGACAUCGACGAACGGGGUCUGAAGCGGUUUGCCGCACUCAAAGAACAGUACCCUCACCUGAAGUUGCUGGUUGCCGUUGGUGGAUGGGCUCAUGGGGGUGCGAAGUUCAGUGAGAUGGCAAAGUUUCGCAAUCGUCGUAAUCAAUUCAUCGGAAGCGUAAUGAAGUUCCUGCACCAGUACCGGCUCGAUGGCAUUGAGCUGGUUUGGCUGUAUCCGGGAAAUUUCGAUCGUGGCGGUGCGGUUGAAGACAAGGACACCUUCCUCUACCUGGUCUCGGAGCUGUCCAAGGUCAUACGGGAUGAGUCCAAGCAAUGGGAAGUGGUGAUACAGGUUCCAAUCGACAUAUCGCGAAUGGCGGUCGGAUAUCAUCAGGAAGAGCUGUGUGCCGCAGCCGACUACGUGCACAUGGUCGGAUACGAUCUGCGCGGCUGGUGGAACAACUUUGCCGACGUACACAGCCCCAUAGCACCGAGACCGAACGAUUUGGUGAUGGAAAGUUUCGAGCAUGUGAAUGUAGGCGACGGAGUGCAGGAUUGGCUCGAGAAGGGAUGUCCACCGGAAAAGGUUACACUCGGGGUCGCACUCUUUGGCCGAACGUAUCUGCUGGACGAUCCGCUGGAUAAUACUAUCGGUGCAGUUACGAUCGGUGCCGGAGAUCCGGGUCCCUACAGCAAUGAGCCGGGCUAUCUGGGCUAUUGUGAGUUCUGCCAUAAUCUCACCAGCGACGAAUGGACGAAAAAGUGGGACGACGUGGGGCUGUGUCCGUACGCUUACACCGAAACAACGUGGAUCGGGUACGAGAAUGAACGCUCACUGCAGGAAAAGAUCAACUACGUCAAGCGGAAGGGUCUCGGAGGCAUAUUCGCAUUCUCGCUUGAUCUGGACGAUUACCGAGGGACUUGCGGCGAUCCAUUUCCGCUCACCAGAUUUCUUUCCAAGUAUCACGACGAAACGAAGAUAAAAGAUUGGCACAUUUUCGUAUCGACCACCGAAAAGAAGAACAUCAACACUGCCGUCGGAUCGUAA
Anopheles maculipalpis is the source of this 1271-nucleotide messenger RNA. RefSeq names its product endochitinase-like. Gene Ontology annotation, cellular component: extracellular region. The record is from RefSeq and is a predicted model, not a curated record. Gene Ontology annotation, molecular function: chitinase activity; chitin binding. Gene Ontology annotation, biological process: chitin catabolic process; carbohydrate metabolic process. The transcript has 2 exons. Lineage: Eukaryota; Metazoa; Arthropoda; Insecta; Diptera; Culicidae. The coding region runs from base 30 to 1271 and encodes 413 amino acids.